GAUGAAAACCGAGACGUGAAGCGGAGUGGAGGCUAGUAACUCACCGGCACCGGGGCCAGAAGCGUCUACAACAAAAGCCUCGCCGAAAACUGAAUGAGAGAGCAAAUAUCAACCUGCAGCCACAGAGUGAACAGACGUUAGCAGCCCCAGCGUGUCGCAGACAAGAAGCGCAGAUGGACACCAGGAAUACCACUGAAGAGAAACCUGUCCAGCGAUCUAAGUCUUUCAGCUUUAAGACCCAAAAGGAGGUGUGUAUAUCAUGUGAGAAGACGGUCUACCCGAUGGAGAGAUUGGUUGCCAACAACCAGGUCUUCCAUUCAUCAUGCUUCUGCUGCAAGCACUGCAACGCCAAACUAAGCCUUGGCACCUUUGCAGCUCUACAAGGUGAAUUUUACUGUAAACCCCACUUUCAGCAGCUGUUCAAGAGCAAAGGCAACUACGACGAGGGCUUUGGACGCAAACAGCACAAAGAGCUCUGGGCCUCCAAGGAGACAGAUAAUAUAACAAAGACGGCAUAAUCACAUCCGCCUGUGUCCCAUCUUAGCCAUGCCUCUUCCUCCUCCUAACACCUCCGAUACAUCACGAUGAACACAUGCCUCAUAUGCUGGGGCACUGUUAAAUCACCCACGCGCUCACUCUCGCUUUUUAAAUACCAUCGGAAUAGAUACGUGCACAAACAGCUCGGAAAUGACUGGCCAGUCAUAAUCCAUUCAAUUUUAGAAAAAAUACUUUUUGGGGGAUACAUUUUGAGUUCAAUUUAAUUGAUAUCUGUUUCUUCCUUAUUUUAUUUCCCAAUUUCCUCUCCUGGAAUUGGAAGUUGAUUGUGACCAAAAGCCUUCUCUGGUACGGGGAGUAUAAUAAUGAUAAUAAUUUUUUAAAAUUCUUUUUAAUAAUUUGCACCCUUUUUAAUUUUUUUGAAAACAGUAUGCUCAGGCAAACAUAUCAGAGAGGUUCCAGAGCAUCCAUGUUUUGCAGUCGAGCAUACACUCAGGUCAAAAUUUUCAUAGUUUCACUCAUUUUAACAAACCACAAAUUGAAAUAAUAGUCCUCAGUAUUGUGACUUUGCUGUCAGACAGUUUUGUCAGUUUGUCAGGUUUCAUAUAUUUGAGGAACAAACAGGGUACAGAGUACUGUAAAAAAAAAAAAAAUAAUAACGGCGCACAUCAGCAACGGCUCACCUCUCGGGUUUUAAUUUUUGUGUUUUGUCAUUGUUGGCUUCAUCCCAUGGUUUGUUCUGUUUUUAUUGACCACUGUAAGUCUUAUCCUUGCAUGUUGGGAUGACUGGGUCUUAAUAGCCUUAUCUUAUGACUGUAUCGAUCUUUUUGUGUUGUGAAUGAUUUCAUUUAUUACAUUGAUGCAUACCGAAUCACUUUUUAAAGGAUUUUAGAAGCACUUGAGUUUGGAUUUGAUUGAUGUCACGGCAUAAGUUAAUCCUCUCUGAGCUUUUAUCGGUGGUUGGAAAUUUUAAUGGAAUUCUCAGAUUGUGUUUUGUAUACUAUCUGUAAGUAGAGCUGUAGUUUGUGAUUAGUGAACAUUCCCCACCUCGCUGUACUCUUUGUCUUGCACAUAUGACCACACGUGAUCACCAGACAAGAUAAUCAAUCACAGGGAAACUGAGGCCUCGUGCGUACGCUUCCAUCACUCCGUCGGAUGAAACAUCUUAAGAGGAGCUGUAAAUUGGUUGUGAAAAGUGUUCAAAAUGAGGAUGUUGAUGGACGGAGCUCAAGCCUUGCAGGAAACCACACAGUUCUUUUCCUUCGUCAUUUCACGCCCUGUCAGUUGUUGGCGUCUUGUGGUGAUUUUUUCCCCUGCUGUAUUUGACUGUGUUCAUAUAGGUGGACGUUUUUUAUGGGGGAUGUAGACGGAUCUUAUCCGAUCACUGUGUCUUGAACAUCCAUCAAUACGUUACCCCCAUCCAGUAAAGCGUGGACAGGUUUCCUUUUUUAAUAAAUGCCUUCCUGUUCUCA
This is a messenger RNA of Plectropomus leopardus (leopard coralgrouper), 1967 nucleotides long. RefSeq names its product LIM domain containing 2 (gene limd2). NCBI's taxonomy places the organism in Eukaryota, Metazoa, Chordata, Actinopteri, Perciformes, Serranidae. The record is from RefSeq and is a predicted model, not a curated record.